AUGUUAAAAGUUUUAAAAUUUCAAAGAUCAUUCUUUACCACCACCACAAAAAAAUUGAAUCAAAAACAAACUUAUCGUAUAUUAUUUUUUGGUUCGGAUAAUUUUUCUGUGCCAUCAUUAAAAUCUUUAAUAAAUGAAUCAAAAAAUCCGGAUACUUUUGUAAAAUCCAUCGAAGCUGUAGUGCCACCCGAUAAAAAAACCGGUAGAGGUUACAAGGAAGUAGCAACAAGUCCCGUAAAAAAGUUCGCUAAAGAAUAUGACUUGAAAAUUCAUGAAGCGCCUCCAAAAUCAUUAGAAGGAUGGGAGGUUCCAAAAACAAAUUUUGAUUUCGCCAUAGUGGUUUCAUUUGGAUAUUUCUUAACCCCUUCGAUAUUAAAAUCAUUUACUAAAGGCUCGAUAAAUGUUCAUCCAUCAUUAUUACCAAAGUAUCGAGGAGCAUCACCAAUUCAAUACACUAUAUUAAAUAAUGACAAAAUAACGGGGAUCACUAUCCAAGAAUUACAUCACGAAACAUUUGACGCAGGAAAAGUACUACGACAAAUAUCGAUUGAAGUUCCUCCGAAUUCGACUUAUACUACACUUGAACCUCAUCUCGCAACAAAAGGAGCAGAAUUAUUAAUCGAUACAUUAAAAAAUUUCGAUUAUCAUAAAGACAACACGAAAGAACAAGAUGCUUUAAAAAUCAUAAAAGCCCCAAAGAUUAGGAAAGAAAUGAGCGAGAUUAAAUGGUCACAGAUAUCUGCUCAACAAUUGGAACAACUUUAUCGCGCUAUUUCGCAUCAGUACCCGUUAUCAACCAAAUUUAAUAAUAAAAUCAUCCAGUUACAUAAUAUUUCAUUACCUUCGUCUCAGCAACAAUUAUUAUUCCAACAUGGUAAAACCCUUCGCCCUGGUACAAUAUUAAUUCGCCAUCCUGAACAAUUAUCACCAGUGGCUUAUGUAGUAUGUGCUGGUAAUAGUUUUAUUACAUUUAAUAAUGUUAAAGUUGAAGGGAAAAAAGAGGUUUCAAUUUUAGAUUGGAUUAACGGAUACCAAAUAAAAAGUGAAGAAAUGAUGUUUGACGAAUAA
Molecule: messenger RNA, 1068 nt
Organism: Funneliformis geosporum
Lineage: Eukaryota; Fungi; Glomeromycota; Glomeromycetes; Glomerales; Glomeraceae
Source: the annotation of a GenBank genome assembly